AUGGAUACUGUCCUCGGUGGUAAACCAAUAUCCUGCGGCGGUGGUGGAUCUGCUCGUGCACCAUGCUUUCAGGAAGCUCGUGGCCCACAAGUAUCCUUGCUAUAUGCAGCCCCCCCCCCUUUUAUCGGUUACGGUUUACCGCAAAUAUGCUCGCGCUGUAAAAUGAAAGGGGUCCGAUCCAUAUCGUCCACAAUUGUCCAUUGGCCAGUGCGGUGCUCCACCAACACCGCCAUGGCCUUCACGAGGUACACAUGUACAGCAUCGAUGAUGCUGGCAGCAUUGCUGCAUCGUGAUGUUAUCCUUGCACGCGCCGCCGUGAAGCCAUUCACCGAGCCGAGCCGCGUACAGUGCUUUCGAGGCCCCCACACGACGCCGCGCCUUGAUGAUAAUCGGCGGCCGCAUUUUCUCGUGAUCAUGCGGUGCGAGCGAGCGCGACGUGGCGAGGUCGACAUCGUCUUGCUUUCACUGGUGGUGUCCGCUCGUGGGAGUAAAGGUUGCCAGGCUUGCCAUCCUUUGAAAAGAGAGAGAGAUACAAACACCGUGAGAGUGACUGUGGCUCUUGCUGGUGAGCUCUGGCUGCCUGCCUUUCCAAUGGACUUCGUGGGCAUGGCACCGCUGGGACCAGGACCAGACCCGCCCGCCGUCCACCAUCAAGUGGUUCGUGACUGCCGCGCUCGUUGCCUGCCUCAGCGCGUGCAGACAAAUCCACGCGGCGGCGGCGGCAUCGACGAGCAGCUCCGCGCGCAUUGUCCGCUCGUGGGUCCGGAUACUCUCGCGCGUGCCCGACCGGCUCUGGCGAUUUUCUCCUCGAGUGGUGGCGGUGGCAGGCGCUGUGGACUCAGCGGCGCCUCAUGCAUGCUCGACCCGACAACGUACAUCUGUUUUGCAUUGAGUCAACGAUUCUUUUUCGCCCCCGCCGAGUCGGUCUCAAGUCAAGUCGCCGAUCAACACGGAGACUUGUACACAUACUGUAAUAACAUGGUGCUCACUAUGACCGAGCGCUGCCUGCCUGCCAUAGAGCACUCGUCGCCGCCUUCCUUCGUGGGGGGCACCUGCAUCGGGUACCGCAUGAUAUACAAAUCCCCGGCCGCAAAGAAGGCAGGCCUGCGAGUCCGCCUCCAAGCGGGCGGGAAUCAAGCAGCACGCGGCAAGUUCAAGUCCUCUUUCGAGCGGGGCUUUCCAGGCAAGUUAGAUAGAGUCUCAGUCGGGCUAAGAAAAUUUGUACAGGUACAUGCUGCACGAAAGAUGCUCGAUGCCGCCAAGUGGCGCGCGCAAGCUGGCACGACAGCCUCUUGA
Molecule: messenger RNA, 1296 nt
Organism: Phytophthora sojae
Lineage: Eukaryota; Oomycota; Peronosporomycetes; Peronosporales; Peronosporaceae
Exons: 5
Coding region: 1-1296 (431 amino acids)
Source: RefSeq, a predicted model, not a curated record